This is a messenger RNA of Porites evermanni, 5304 nucleotides long. The record is from the annotation of a GenBank genome assembly. Lineage: Eukaryota; Metazoa; Cnidaria; Anthozoa; Scleractinia; Poritidae.
GAUUACGCCAUAUGGACUGGAGAUGUUCCUCCACACAAUAUUUGGAAUCAGUCACGGGCAGAUCAGGUGAAGUGUUUGAAUGGUUGCUUAAUUGUCAACAACUUACGUUUCCACACCCAUUCAGUUUCAUUCCUUUCCACGAUGAGAAAAAAAUUAAUAGACCUUUUUACUGAUAUGGUGGCCAUGUUGAAUUAAUUGGAUUUUAGGAGUACUAUGGGAUGCCCAGGGGGGCAUGAGCACGAUCCGAUAUACUUGCAUCAGUAUUUACGCGUGCUUUUCGGGCCAGUUUUUCUUUAAGUUUUCCUAAAAAAAGAUUGUAAUAGGAAAAAAAGAUCAUUGUGCCCUGUUUGGAUGUAAAAAUGAUCGCCUUUUUCGCGAGAAAUAUACAGUAUGUCAUUUCUUUUCUCUUUGGUGGAAAGAGUAAAAGAACCCAUCUGAGGCAUUUUUGCAUGUUUUCUAUCUGCAGAUAGCAGCUUUGGACUAUGCCAACAAACUGAUUGUAAAAUACCUUCCAGGAUUGAAAGUGUUUCCUGCAGUUGGAAAUCAUGAGGGUGCUCCAGUUAACAGGUUGAUCAAAUUUAUUCAUUGGCAAUAUUUUUAAUAAUUUAUUGUUAAUAAUAUAAAACUAUAUAUUAAGGUGACAAAACUUUGCAAACUUAGUUCAACUGAUAGUGGUUUUAGUUAUUCAACCAGUGUGCUGGUUUUGUUUUGGAAUUUAUUUGGAGAAACAUUGCAACCACUGUUUCCUGAACAAAUGGACCAAGCUGUGUAUGAGGGUAUCAAACUUAGUGAGCAUUGUCUGAAGGCAUCUGCAGGUUCAGAUGCAGUGAUCUCAAUACCGAUCAAAACUUUAGAACAUUAAAAUAAUGUUAAUUUUGAUAGAUAAUAAUAUUAUUGUGAACUUAUUGCCAUUCAGUUUGCAUUGGCUAUACAUCAACAUACUGUUAUACAUGACAGGCUCCAGUUAAAAUGUAUACCCAUCUAAGAAACACAUGAUGAGUAAGUUAAUUAAUGAGUGAUGUUUAUUUCAUAUUAUUGUGUUUUACACACAGCUUUCCGCCGCCAUUCGUCACAGGCCCCGAUUCAAAUCAGUGGUUACGCAACUCUUUAGCAGACCACUGGAAGAUCUGGUUACCAGAUUAUGCCUUGCCUACAAUUUACAAGUGAGUGUGCAUCGCAUAAGAAUUAUUAUUGGUUAUUUCUUAAUAAUUAUUAAGUUGUUAGGAGAUCUAUAACACAUAAAAUAUUAUUAUUAAUAUUAUUUUUUAGCAUCCUUCAAUGCAAGCAAUAAUAUUAUUGUUAUUAAUACAGUCAUAUGAAGCUGAAUAGGCUAAAAAUUAUAAUCAAUAAUUUUAUUAUUAUUCUUUGUGUUAACCACAAGUAGGCCAACAACCCCUGGUUAAAUUUUUGUAUGUUGUUUCUUGAUUUCAGAGGAAGUUACUAUACAGUGUUGUUGUCCAAAGGAUUUAGACUAGUGUCCCUCAACAUGAAUUACUGUAACAACAUGAACUGGUGAGAAAAUAUACAUAUAUACUAUUAAAAAUUUUUGGUCCUUAACCUAAGGGUUAAUUUUCUUAAGCAAUAAAUGUUCCUAAGUAACAGUUGAAAACAUCCUGAUCCUUUUAAGAAUUAUUACAUUUUUGUUGGUGCAGGUUAGCAUGGAUUAUACCAGUAUUGAAAGAAACUGCACGCUUUAAGUACCAUUAUAAUAUUUAUCGUAUCACAUGUUCUGAAAUGAUAGCGUACAGAGACAACUAAGUAAUUAAGUAAGGUCAAUUUAAUUUGAGCUAAACUGCUACUGAGUAAGCUAAGUUGGAAGAGCUCCGGUCUCCUGAGUUGAGAGUUGUGGGUUCAUAAGGUAUGUCUGUGAUAAGGCCAAUAACCAGGGUUAUUUAUAAAGAAAAGUGGUUGUUAUUGGCUUCGAUUCAAGACCUUGUCUUAGUUCCAAUGAUGAUUGGUGUUGUCUCCCUCAUUCAUCCAUAUCAAUUCAAAAGGGGGCUCAACAUACACUCUGUACUUCUUGUUUGUACUGCUGUGCAAUAACCCUUUAAGUCCCAAUAGUGACUAACAUCAAUUUUCUCCUAACGAAAUCCAUACAUUGUCAAGAGAUAAGUUAUGAGAAUUAAUACGAUGAUCACCAACUAAUUCUUUAAGGAAAUGUAUAGAGAUCAGUCAGGAGAAUUUGUAUGUGGAUACUGGGGCUUAAAGGGAUAAGAGUAGGGGUGUUCUGACAUUCUUGAGGGGAAGGCCAUGGGCAGGGACUGUUCCAGGUUGGGGGUAAAUAACAACAACAACAACAACAACAAAUAUUUACUUAUUAAGAGAUUGGCAUAUAAUAAAGAGCAAAAACUAGUGUCCACUCCACUUCAGUGCAAAUUGCUGUUCAUGGUAGUAACUAUUGCUCUAGUGUAGCAAUUAGCUAGAUGCAUGUAAAAGAAUGACAUUCCUGCUUAGCUCUAGCUAGCUGAAUUUGUGGUAAAUUAUUUCUUAAUGUUUAUGUUAGUGCUGAUGUUUCAUGUUAGGUGGCUUUUAAUAAACAAUACUGAUCCAGCUCAACAGCUCCAGUGGCUGACAGAUACCUUACAGGAAGCAGAAGACAAUGGGGAAAAGGUUUGUUUACUUCUUAUUUCAGCAUUAUUUUCAAUUUUUCUUACUGUAGCCCAUAAUUGGCAUUUGAAAAACUACUUGACCAAUAUUCUGACUGCUAGGCCAGCAUGUAGGAGCAACAUGGCUUUCAUCUGCAACAUCACAUUCAUCCCUUACAACUGUGGGGAUUAUUGGAGCUCUGCACAAGCAAAACAGAGCUAAGAGCUUGGGAGAAGAUUUUACAAGCAAAUUAAGUACCAGUACACCUGUAAAUUAACAUCUACCAUGUGAGAUUAUCUAAUCAAUUCCAACUAUACAAUCUGCUGGUAAAGGUAAGGCGCCUAAGUCCCAAGUGGCCAAAGCUUAAUUAUCCCGGUUUCCUUAGCAUGAAGCAUGCCUAGGAUUAUUGCUACUCCCCCCUGGAUGGGGCAGUAUGUCAUUGGUACACAUUUAUGAGGAAGAGAGGUUGAAGAGUCUAGACAAAGUGGAGUAAAGUUCCUCCUCGAAGGAAACAGUGCAAAUGCAAUCUGCUGGGAGGGCGUCAAAAUUGUUUACCAGGAACUCAGACAUGGAUGUUAAAAGAAAAGUCAAGGAUUAAUUCAUCCUUGACAAAGGCCAGCAUCCAGGUUAAAGCUAAUAUGGGAGCUGCAAAAUAAACUACAUGGAAAAUUGGAAUCCACUGUCUGUAAUGCUCUAUGUAAUCCAUAAUAAUUAUGUGAACUUAUGCUGCCAAUUCUUGUAUUGUGAACAGGUUCAUAUUAUUGGCCACAUUUUGCCUGGAAGCCCAGAUUGUCUCAAGCCAUGGAGCUGGAAUUAUUACAAGAUAGUGAACCGUUACCAGAGCACUGUAACAGCACAGUUCUUUGCCCACACCCAUGCUGAUGAGUUUGAGAUCUUUUAUGAUGAAAAGACUAGGAAAAUUCCCACAAAGUAAGAACAAAAGCACGUUUACAAUAAGCUUUGCUCCUUCACCUGUUCUACUGUACUUAUACUCGUGAUCAAACUUGAAAACGGUCAUAAUGUGAUGUCUGAUGCAAUGUGGGAAUUGACUUGCUGAAUGUUGUUAUUGCAGCUAUACCUGACUCAGUUUAAUUUGCCCUUACCAAUACUGUGUCUGGUAGAUUUGUUAUUUUACCAUGAAAUUAAAAUCAAACUGACAUCCACUGUCUUCCAUCAAGGGAAAACCUAGUAUAUAUUUCAAUGAAUCAUACUUCCUAGCCUUCCAUUAAUAUGGAGCUUAUUUAAGUUACCUGUAAGUACUCGGUCAGAAAGGAAGUAAAGACACGUAUAUUUUUUCUGCUGUACAUUUCUCAUUACUCUUUUUGUGCUGUUCAUUUUUUUCUGUUACAUUUCUCAUGUAUUCACCGUGCAGAAGUACUUUUACCCGUCAUACUAUGUCAUCAAUAAAAAAUGUGCUAAAGAUUUCCCAAGCAAAAUUGUGAUUUAGUAGUUAGAACGUAGUCCAGAUUUGUGUAUCUACAUGUAUAUGUCCUCACAAAGCUGUACAGUGUAGUUUCAAUAUUAUUGUUUCUUUUUAUGUUUUUCUACAGUUCAAUCUGAUUUUUUUUUUACUUUUGAUUCAACAGUAUGUCCAAACAGUCUAUUAUCAAUAUUUUUUAGUGAAAAUGCCUAAAGUCAUGUUACCUUGCCCCAUCACCUAAUGUGUUACCCAGAAUCAUUUCCCUUUUAUUCAAUUGUGCAUAAACUUGAUUGAGAACUAGUGGUCGUGGUAAUAGGUAACAUUUUUAAACUGUCAAUAUGUUUCUGUGUUAAUAUAAAUUAUGCUGAUGAUUGAAUGACUGGUAUAGUCACAGCAAGUUAAGUAACAUAGUUAUUUUGUUUUUGUUUCCAGCAUAGCUUUUAUUGGACCAAGUGUUACAACGUACCAAACCCACAAUCCUGGAUACAGAAUAUAUGAAGUGGAUGGAGAUUAUGCCAACAGCUCUAGGGUACCUGUACACAGUAGAUUGUUCUGUGAAAUUAAUGGCAUGUGCAUUGUAAAGUAAUGAGGCCUAAGACUAAGACUCAGACUAAGUGAUUGUAACUGUAACUCUAAAACACAGUUUCUUUGUCUGUUGUCAAUAAACUCUCGUUGUGUGCUAUAGGUUGUCCUAAAUCAUAAAACAUACAUCCUGGACCUAGUGGAGGCAAAUAAGGGAAAUGUACAGUGGAAACUGGAGUAUAAUGCCAAGGUAAUAUUGAUGCUAUAAUUUAUUGUUUCCUUGAACAUCCACCUUGAAUGAGGUUAGUUAAGUGAGGGGAUGGGAAGGGAAGUGCUUAUUAUUGCUAGUUUUGACAAAGGGGAGGCUGCUUAUUACACAGAGUUAGAGGGGUGGGGAGCUUAUUUUGGGCAAUAAGGGCAGUGGUCCUUGUAUUUUGCAUACACAGGCUAAUAAUUAGUCCUGGGUCAACUUAUUAGGUUUUUGGAUAUACAGCCAGUAAUAUUUGAGUUUACUUCCUAGAGCAAAAGAAACAUGUCUAACACAUGAGAAAAAGGUCAGCUUGAUAUAUGCAUGUACAUGAUUACUCCUUUAGCCUUACUAGUUUACUUUUCAACUCCCACUUUAAACAUUUUUGUGACUCAUUCAUAUUGACUCGAGUUCUUACUUGUGCAUUUAGGAAGCUUAUGAUAUGCCCUCACUUUUACCUGAAGACUGGAACAACCUCGUUCAUCGCUUUGCAGCUAAUAAGACUCUCUUUGACACAUUCUACAAGUAA